AUGGGCGUGGGCGUAGCCCCGCCCAGCCAUCCCGGGACAGAAUGUGGCGUGCCCCGCCCACCCGUCCUAGGACAUGUUGUGGGCCCCGCCCGCCCUUCCAAGGACACGUGGCAGGCCUCGCCCGCCCGUUCCAGGACACGUGGCAAGCCUCGCCCGCCCAUCCUGGGACACAUGGCUGGCUUCGCCCGCCUGUCCUGGGACACCUGGACAUGUGGUGGGCCUUGCCCGGCUGUCCAGGGACACGUCUUGGGCCUUGCCCGCCCAUCCCAGGACAUGUGGCGGGCCUCGCCCACCCGUCCCGGGACACGUGGCGGGCACCCCCCCCGCCUGUCCCGGGACGCAUGGCAGGCCCUGCCAGCCCGUCCCCGGACGCAUGACGGACCCCUCCCACCCGUCCCAGGACAUGUGGUGGGUCCCGCCUACCUAUCGCGGGACGCGUGGCGAGCCCCGCCCGCCUGUCCCGGGAUGCGUGGCGGGCCUCACCCACCCGUCCCGGGACACAUGGCAGGCACCCACCUCCCGCCUGUCCCGGGACGCGUGGCAGGCCCUGCCAGCCCAUCCCCGGACGUGUGGCGGGCCCCGCCCACCCGUCCCAGGAUACUUGGUGAGUCCCGCCCACCUGUCACGGGACGCGUGGGGAGCCCUGCCUGCCCGUCCUGGGCAGCAUGGCGAGCCCCACCCACCCGUUUCGGGAUGGCGUGGCUUGCCCGCCUGCCCCGUCCCUUGGACACGGUGGCGGCCUUGGCCCACGCGUCCUGGACGCUGGCGGGCCCCACCCCCCCAUCCUGGAACGUGUCGCGAGCCCCGCCUGCCAGUCCCGGACGUGUGGCCAGCCCCUGCCCUCCGUCCCUGGGACGCAUGCGGACCUCGCCCGCCUGUCCCGUCCUAACAACACCUAUUGCUUGA
Messenger RNA from Macrobrachium nipponense, 906 nucleotides. Its product is annotated as basic salivary proline-rich protein 3-like. Bases 1 to 906 code for a protein of 301 amino acids. The transcript has 2 exons. Lineage: Eukaryota; Metazoa; Arthropoda; Malacostraca; Decapoda; Palaemonidae. The record is from RefSeq and is a predicted model, not a curated record.